Messenger RNA from Durusdinium trenchii, 999 nucleotides. The record is from the annotation of a GenBank genome assembly. Lineage: Eukaryota; Dinophyceae; Suessiales; Symbiodiniaceae.
AUGGCCUUCUCUGGAUCUGGCCUUCUCCUAGGCUAUUUUCAUGGCAUCGUCACAUACAUACGAGACCAUUUCUAUGUUGAGAACCUGCAGCUCUCGGGAAUCAGUGGAGGCUGCUCAACAAUUCUUGCACUCGCCAUGGGCAUUGAUUUGUAUCAGAUCCUUCUGUUGGGCUUACACAUGAAACAAAUAUUUUUGAAGAAGGGUAUCUACUGGCAUGACUUUGAGGACAUGGUGGAAUUUACCAUGCAACACUGGAAGCAGAUUGGAAUCUCAGAUGAAGAUGUGGCCGAGCUUGCUGCUAGAAAGCAGUGCCACAUAGGAGUUACAAAGUGCUUUCCACCUGGGCAUUGCUGCAUUGAAACUCCUCACACACUUCGGGACCUGGUGGCUUUGGUGCUCUCUUCGAUGAGCGUCGUGCCGUUCUUCCGCACACCUGGUAUUUACGAAGGAAAGUACUACAUUGAUGGUGGUUUCUCAGCAAUGUACUCCGUUCCUCCUGGUCAACGGUGGGACGAGGUCAUCAAGGUCACUUGCUUCCCCUGGUGGGCCACAUUGUUUCCUCCUGCACUGGGCAUAGCUGAUAUUCAGCCUUAUCGCUUCAUGCCUACCGAAGUGUUUGUGCUUUACCCGUGGGAGCACCAACGAGAGCUGAUCAAGCAGGGCUACGAGGAUGCCAAGCUUCAGCAUGACCAGCUAGUUGCCAGAGGAUUGCGCCCCUUGCCAAAUGCACCCUUGACACCAUGGUCUGAAUGGGAAAGCCUCUUUGCGGGUAUUGAUGAAAACAAUUUGCCGCCCUUGAGUUCACAGCGCUCCACUGUGGUGGCAUCGGAGAUGGAGAAGCACCACUAUGAAGUUCUUCGCACAUUUUCGCAGUCCGACUUGCAUGAUGUCCUGAAGGGCCCCAGGCUACGACGCUUUGACUGUGCAGGCUCUCGCAGUGAAGCAAAUUGUGCAGAGCUAUACAAGUCUGCCUCAAUCAUGUCGCGCGCGUGGAGAUAA